GGUGCGCCAGACAGCAGUCUCAGUGACAUUGAUCUGCUUGGGACGAUAGGACAGCCACUUCCGCUAGGCGUUACCCUCACAAAAGGGCCACAUACUAAACCUGCCCUUCACUUCAGACCAGUAGCGAACGUGGGUCGUUUUGCACGUUACAUUUUUCCAACACAAUUUUUCACCGAAUUCUCCAUUUCUUUGGUUAUCCGCCCAAAACGAUCUGAACGCAGCGUAGUGUUUGCUUUGUUGUCACAUCAUCGAAGAGGAACCGUUAUUCUAGGACUUGAAAUUCAGAAUGUCGCUGGAGACUCUAUUAUCCGACUGACUCAUGCACCUGACGAAGAGACGAAAACUGUGUUCGACUUCACGGUGCCAGAUAUAAACGGUAAAUGGAGCUGGUUGGGAUUCAGCAUUAAAAAAGACGGUGUCACAUUUUAUUUGGAUUGUAAUGCAGCUGAGACAAAGUCAAAGCCGUCUGUUCUGGGUGAUCUCACUAUACCAAUUUACAGUGCAUUGUAUAUUGGCCGUGCGGGGUGGACUGUUGGAGCCCAGUCCAAUGCUUUUGAGGUGAGCAGAGUCCUGGUUUUUUAG
Molecule: messenger RNA, 582 nt
Organism: Porites evermanni
Lineage: Eukaryota; Metazoa; Cnidaria; Anthozoa; Scleractinia; Poritidae
Source: the annotation of a GenBank genome assembly